GACACAGAAGGACUACUUGUUGCAGCUCAAGACCAGGCAAUAAACACCAGAAACUACCAGAAAGUUAUUCUGUGGCCAGCAAGUUGAGAGCAAAUGCAGAAUGUGUUUGCAAUAUGAAGAGACAGUGGACCAUACUAUAUUUGGAUGUGAGGUAUUACCUAAAACAGAGUACAUCUCUAGGCACAAUAAUGCUGCUGCAUAUCUCCAUUGAAGCAUCUGUAAAGAUCAUGAUGUCGAAAUUACAAACAAAUGGUACCAACAUGAGCCAGAGACUGUUAUGCACAAUAAAGACAACAACAUCACCAUCAUAUGAACAUACUGGUCAAUACUGA
Pocillopora meandrina is the source of this 332-nucleotide messenger RNA. The record is from the annotation of a GenBank genome assembly. NCBI's taxonomy places the organism in Eukaryota, Metazoa, Cnidaria, Anthozoa, Scleractinia, Pocilloporidae.